Messenger RNA from Haliotis rufescens (red abalone), 2512 nucleotides. RefSeq lists its product as uncharacterized. NCBI's taxonomy places the organism in Eukaryota, Metazoa, Mollusca, Gastropoda, Lepetellida, Haliotidae. The coding region runs from base 270 to 788 and encodes 172 amino acids. The transcript is spliced from 3 exons. The record is from RefSeq and is a predicted model, not a curated record.
CACUGAAAACCCUUUGUGUGCGUCAAACACUGUGUCGUGUCUCAUUGAAAUAAGACCAUGAUUUUCAGUGCAUGACACCAGGAAGUUUCCCGUGUAUACGUCCCUGGGUACUGAUCCCCGCAUCCGAAGGGAGAAAGGACAGUCUACACGUAUCCUUGACUCCGGCUAACUCAGCCUGGAAACUCAGAUGAACGAAGAUUCCUGUACACAUGAUAGAGAUAAGUUUAGUCCCUCUGUGAAAACUGUCUCCAUCAAGUGAGGAUAUAGACAUGGCCACCCUUCUCAGCCUUGCUCUGUUUAUCGGGGUAUUUCACAGCUCGGAUGGAAUCCUAUGCUAUGUCUGCGGCGCGGCUGGAGGAGAGGGGGAGUGUAUUUCUGGGUUCAGUUCCUUCGUGAAUGUCUACAAACUUAUAAAGAACAACAACACUAAGCACGUCAACGACCGUGGCAGCCGCUCUCCUGGUUACGUGGACUGUGCCACCUUCCCCAAAAAACCUAUGUGCAUGAUUGAAGAAAUUCGAGAGAGUAAAACCAGAAAGAUCCUCAGUUACAUCCGGGGCUGUUCAGAUGGCAAGACCUUCUCGUUUGACCUUGCGCCUUUGAAAGGCCUGGGCCCCUCAAACUCCUCGACCUGUGGGUUUGAGACCCGGGGGUUCCAGGCCUGUGUCACCCUCUGCGACUCUGUCGACCUAUGUAACGGACCAUCAGGAGCCAACAGAUCACACCUUAGUAUGGCGCUGUUUGUCAUUUGUCUCGUCGUCCUAAAGAGCACACUUCAGGCGUUUUAGUAAGACGAUUGGACAUUUCACUUGAUGAGAAUGUCAAAUGGCUUGACUAACCGGGACAAACCAAAAAAAAUCUCAAUUUCACAACCUCACAUGUAUGUAUCCCAAAGUGGCUUACAUACAUACCAAAGAACAACUGAAGUCCUCGGAUCAGUUGACAGCCCUUGCAAGUUGGAAUCAGGUCGCUCAAAGCCAUUUGUUUGUCUACUAAAUCCAACUGCUAUGAUUAUGAUAACUCCUGCUGUGAUGAAGAUCAUUCCAGCAGUUAAUCAUCAUUACCAUAAUUAUCAAUUUAUUAUUACAUAUCCGUCAAUCUCUAGAUCUCGGUUGGUUCUGGGCACGAGGUCGUUGAGCAUAGCCUCUCUCUUAAAUUCAUGCUGAUGUUUAACAUCAGUUUUAUUGUAGUGGAGUUUGGAAUAGCCUGCUAUUUCAGAUUGCCGAUCGUGACAGAAAUACCUUAGUCAUCACAAAUAUGAAAUGGAACCGACGCAUUUUUAACUGCAUUUUAAUAAUGCCAUGAAACCGAGGCAUUUCAAAACAUUUCUACUUAAAAUAUAUAUGAAUACAUAUUUCCAUCGGUUGUUCUCAGUGAUUCGGAGGAACCAGUGAUAGAAGCGGUGAGACUAUAAACAGAUCCGCCAUAUCUCACUGUCGAAAUGAACUAUCCUCUAUUUGUUAAAAUUAAGAAUGUAUGGCGCAAAAAAUCACAAGAUUUUAAUCAUGGUUUCUUUUGUAAAUUACUCCAUCAGCCAACUGUAGGUACUUUUAAUAAUAGACAUAUAUUUAAUUAUGGGGGAAAUCUGACUCCAAAGCGGAAAAUUGGCUAUAUAGUGUAUUUUCCGGGUGGGAAAUAUGGCCAUAUAGUGUGCUUUCCGUGGGAAGUAUGGCUAUAUAGCCAGUUUUCCGGGGGAAUUUGGCUAUAUAGCCCUUUUUCCGGGGGAAAUUCCCCUCUCUGACACCGGCACAGACAACAGUUUUUUUCAGUAAAUUGAACAGUGUUUCAUCGCGAAUUGCUGUACCGGCACAGACAACAGGUUUUUUUCAGUAAAUUGAACAGUGUUUCAUCGCGAAUUGCUGUACCGGCACAGAAAACAGGGUUUUUUCAGUAAAUUGAACAGUGUUUCAUCGCGAAUUGCUGUACCGGCACAGACAACAGGGUUUUUUCAGUAAAUUGAACAGUGUUUCAUCGCGAAUUGCUGUACCGGCACAGAAAACAGGGUUUUUUCAGUAAAUUGAACAGUGUUUCAUCGCGAAUUGCUGUACCGGCACAGACAACAGUUUUUUUUUGUAAAUAUAACAAUGUUUUAUCCGGAACAGUUUAUUGGCACAGAGGACAGAAUUCCUGUAAAGUUUUACAGUGCUUCAUGUAUUUGUGAUUCAUGUCAAAUGUUUAUAUCAAAAACAGAUGUGAUUACUGUGUGAUUUGGCGGGUUUCGUUUGUUGACUUUCAGUCAUGUUAUUUAUCUGAUCACAACAGUGUGAGAUAUAUUGAAAUGAUUAAUACAGUAAAUAAAACAUACACGUACAUGGUAUUUUUUUUUUAAAAGAAUAUAUGUUUGUAUUGCUUAGUAUAUUGUUAAGAAUGUCAGUUUAUACAUAGUUACAAAAUGUAUUGUAUAAUUAUUCUUAUAAUAGUAGUCAGGCGAGUUAACGUAUAUAGAGUUACCUCCCUUCGGUGCUUCAAUUGUUCAUGUUCCUUCAGGUUAUGGAUAAACCUUGCUCUUGAA